AUGAGGGAGCAAGAGAUCAGUCACUGUGGGACCUUUUUGCCCAAAAUGAGUGAAGAUUUUAAUACUUGCAGUUGGUCUGCUUAUCUACAUGACAACGGUUCGAUGAGAGCUUCUUAUGUUGCUGCGGAUUCGUCAUAUUCAGGAGGGUACGAGAGAGAUUUCAUGAAACAGAGAAUGCUUGAGCACGAAGCUGUAUUUAAGAACCAGGUGCAUGAGCUUCACCGUUUGUACAGAGUCCAGAGGAAGUUGGUGGAUGAAGUAAAGGGGAAAAACUCUAAUGAUGAGUUUAAUUUGAGGGAUUAUAUAUAUGAGAAUGUAAAUAAAAGGAGUAGCUAUGGUCAUUUGCAAAAUGGGUUUAGUUCAAGAGACGGGAAGGUUGUUCCUGUGAAGGCUAGGAGAAAGAUGAUUGAUCUUCAACUCCCUGCCGAUGAGUAUCUUGAUUCAGAUGAGACCGAAGAGAUUACAAUUUGCUCUCCACUCAAACGGUCGAAGUUUGGAAGAGGGGAUGCUUGUCAUGAGAACAACUCUUCAGGGUCUUGCUUGGAUGUGAAGAACUCAGAUGGAUUAGCUGACUUGAAUGAGCCACUCAGAUGGCAAGAUCCAGAACCUGUUUCUCUGUCCAGGGAUAUGCAUUCUCAUCAUGGGAGGAACAAUGCUGAUGUUCAAGGACAGUGGUUGGAGAAAAACACAAGUCAAAAUGGCUGGAUGGUCCUUCAAGCAGGGCACAGCAGAAGCACACAGAGAGACCAGCUGCCUUCCCAUUCUGUACAAGUACUCUCUAACAAUGGAUUUCAACCUCAAGGCUAUCCCAUAACUGGUCAUAAUAAGGUCCUAUUCUCCGGGGAAAGAGCAUAUCGUGAGCUGAAAGUUCGUUCAAAGAAUCCUCGAGCUUCUUGUGAUAGCUACGUUGAAUCAAGUGUGGCAUCUAAUGCUCCAAGGUUACACAAUGACUACGGCCCUGACUUCUUAAGACCAUGGAGCCACUGGUCUUCAUCAUGGGAGAAUCCUAAGAGCAGCUCACAUCAAUUGAAUCCCUACAUGAAUUUUGUGGCUCAUGGCAGGCCAGAUUCAAGUUUUGAGACGAGAAGUCCUGUCUAUAACGGGAUAUAUCAUGGAUUCUCUUCAGGGUCGAAGGAGGCUGCCAAUAAUUUUCAAUCAGCCGGAUUUAAAGAAAAUGCUUCUUCAGGUGAGGUUGUGAAAAACCAGAGUUUGGAAAGUCUUCAAGGGCCACAAAAGCAGGAACGCUCAGCUGGGUUGCCCUGGCUAAAACCUAAGCCACUUUACAAAAGUGGAAUAUCCAAUGGCUUCUUUGAUUUGAAUGCUCCGACAUAUCAAUCCAUGGAUGGAACUGACACAGGGAACGGCCUCAAUAGCGUGUCACUUCAGACGAGUUUGAGAUCAUCUGCUUCAUGCUAUAAUAAUGCCUACAUGAGAAGAGCUGAAAUGAUCAACCCACAGAGUGGGAGAAAAAUCAUUGGGUGCCCAAUCUUUGAGAAGCAUACUGUUUGCAAGGAAGAGCAUACCUUGAUAAAGCGCGACCUUGAUAUCAACUUGCCAUGUGAUGCCUCGGUUUCUGCUGACCAGCAUGGUACUAAUGACUUUCGUGUUUGUAAGAAAGAAGGAAACAAAACUGGCAACUUCAGACACUACAUUGAUCUUAAUUCAUGUGCUAGUGAGGAUGAUGAAGAUUCAGCCUUACAUUCCAGUCUGAGAGUGAAAACAAAAGGAACUAUGUGGAUAGAUUUGGAAGCUCCCCCUACUCUCGAGAGUGAAGAAGAAGAAGAUGGAGAGAGCUCGCAGGAUAAAUCUAAUGGAGAAACAUGGGGAUUAGUGAAAGGUCAAGAUGUGAAUUCUUUGGAUGAACUCAUCAAAGUAGCAGCACAAGCAAUAGUCGCCAUCUCAUUGUCUGAUCACCAACGUCUUCCCGAUGACGCAGCUUCCUCUUCAACUGAUGUGGCUGUGAAAAGUCAGCUCUCUUGGUUCGCAGACAUUAUCACUUCUCAUGGUAAGGAGUUUGAACGAAAUGCUGGUCACGAAGGAUAUUCUUCUGGGGAGAUUGAUUACUUUGAAGCCAUGACCCUUAAUUUACAUCCGACCAAGGAAGAAGACUACAUGCCAGAGCCCUUAGUCCCUGAGAAUCUGAUAUUCGAAGGGACAGGUUUGAACAGGCCAAGAAGAGGACAAGCAAGACGAGGAAGACCGAAGCGGGAUUUCCUGAGAGAUACUCUCCCUGGGCUCUCUUCUCUAUCGAGGCACGAAGUCACUGAAGAUAUCCAAAUGUUUAGUGGGCUUAUGAAAAGCAGAGAGCACACUUUGAAUUCUGGAGUGGCUGCUAGACGGAACACAAAAAGAAAACGAAUCACGAACGAAGCUCCUCCAGUUUGCCCGUCAAUGGUGCAGCCAAUGAAGGAGAGCGUAUCAGUGAUGGGACUUGAAGAUAGUAAGCUUACAGGAUGGGGAAAAGCAACAAGAAGACCGAGGAGACAAAGGUGCCCUCCUGCAGGUAAUACUGCAACUGUGAUCUUAACUUGAUGAUAGUUUCAGGAAAAUGUAUCAAACCUCAAAACAUUAUAAGAGAAGUACAAUUACUAUACACUAAACAAUAGAUUGAUGUUAAUUGAUAUCACCUAUGUUGGGGGGUGUUGUAUAUCUUAUCUUCUGUAAAAUGAGCCAAACAUGAUCUGUUUUGUAUUAUAUAAAGCCUUGUUGGUUAUAAAACAGAUAGAUUUGUUAAUUGCUGUCACUGUUUGAUGUCAA
Messenger RNA from Eruca vesicaria subsp. sativa (arugula), 2757 nucleotides. Lineage: Eukaryota; Viridiplantae; Streptophyta; Magnoliopsida; Brassicales; Brassicaceae. The record is from the annotation of a GenBank genome assembly.